Messenger RNA from Manacus vitellinus (golden-collared manakin), 2100 nucleotides. RefSeq names its product ADP ribosylation factor like GTPase 13B (gene ARL13B). The record is from RefSeq and is a predicted model, not a curated record. The coding region runs from base 130 to 1311 and encodes 393 amino acids. Gene Ontology annotation, biological process: receptor localization to non-motile cilium; non-motile cilium assembly. Gene Ontology annotation, molecular function: GTPase activity; GTP binding. NCBI's taxonomy places the organism in Eukaryota, Metazoa, Chordata, Aves, Passeriformes, Pipridae. The transcript has 11 exons. Gene Ontology annotation, cellular component: non-motile cilium; ciliary membrane; motile cilium.
GAUACCGCCACGUCCCGCCGCCGGGGACGCCUCCGCCGGAGCCACCGCAGUGACAAGACAAAGUCUUUUUGGGUUGCUCUGGCCUGUCCACAUUGUUUCUGGAUGGCUCUGGAUGGAUAGUGAAGAGGGAUGUUCAGUCUCAUGGCCAAUUGCUGCAACUGGUUAAAACGGUGGCGGGAACCUGUCAGGAAGGUGACACUAAUAAUGGUCGGUCUUGAUAAUGCUGGUAAAACUGCUACAGUCCGAGGAAUUCAAGGAGAGUCUCCUGAAGAUGUGGCUCCAACAGUUGGGUUUUCCAAAAUUGAUCUUAAGCAGGGACGCUUUGAAGUGACAAUCUUUGAUUUGGGAGGUGGAAAACGAAUUCGGAAUAUCUGGAGGAACUACUAUGCUGAGUCCUACGGGGUGAUAUUUGUGGUGGAUUCCAGUGAUGUUGAAAGAAUGGAAGAAACAAAGCAAGCCAUGAUAGAAGUUUUAAACAGCCCUAAGAUAUCGGGAAAACCCGUAUUGGUGCUGGCAAAUAAGCAGGACAGAGAAGGAGCUCUGUCAGAAGCAGAUGUAAUCGAGUCCUUGUCUCUGGAGAGGCUUGUCAACGAACACAAAUGUCUCUGUCAAAUUGAACCUUGCUCAGCUAUCAUGGGCUAUGGGAAAAAAAUUGACAAAUCAAUAAAAAAGGGUUUAUUUUGGCUUCUACAUAUCAUAGCCAAAGAUUUUGAUGCCUUAAAUGAGCGAAUCCAAAGAGACACCACAGAGCAAAAGGCAUAUGAAGAACAGAAGAAACUGGAACGAGCUGAGCGAGUGAGAAGGAUACGAGAAGAAAGGGAAAAAGAAGAAGGAGCUGUACCUGAUGAGGAAGACCCUGAGCCUGGGAAAUAUCAGAACCCCUUCCAGCCUAUAUCUGCUGUAAUCUCUGAGAAUGAAAAGCAAAUAGAAAAGGAGAAGAAGCAGCAAAGGUUGGAGACUGAAAAGGCUACAAUUGUCUUGAAAUCACAAAUAUUCUCUGAAUAUAAGUGUAUGAUAUGUAAUGUUUUAUUUCUGUUUACUAUAGAUAACAGUAAGAAGAAAAGUAAAAAACCAAAAUUAAAAAGGGGCCACAGAGUAGAACCUAUUAAUCCAGAGGAUUCUCUUCCCAAAAAUCCACCACCACCACCACCAGCACUUCCACCAGUUGGCUGGGGAACUCCCAAACUUAAUAGACUUCAAAAACUCGAGCCUCUUGGUGAAACACAUCAUGCUGAUUUCUAUGGAAAGCCUCUGCCCCCGCUGACUCUACGCCAAAGACCCAACAGUGACACCCAUGAUGUCAUUGCUUAACUGGAUCCCAAACAGAAUUUAAAACCACAAAAUGAAAAAAUUCCAUCAGAAACAUUUUUUUUGCCCUUGAAGGAAAAUUUUUAAAGUGACACUUUAUCAGCAUGUUGCAAAAUGACUUGGUGACAAUUAAAUCUGGAGUUUGUUCUCUCGAACUUAGUUGAUCUUGUCAUUCCACAUCACCAGCACUUCUUCAGGGUUUGGUGUGAAAUAAGAAAGGUCUGUGUGUCCAUGGAUGUGAACAUGGUAUUGAAUAUUUACUUGUGAAAAUACAUGUCCAUAAACCUGAAGAAAAACAACUUCAAGAUCACAGGAUUGUACCGUCCCAUGGAGACCUUCCUCCAGGUGCUGUGCAGUCGUUGGUAUUUUUUCAGCUCAUAAAUUAUUUUGUAAGAUUCAUUGUAUGAUAGGGUGACUAUAGAAAGGCUAAACAAAUAUUGAGUAUAUUUUUCUACCUUUUUAUAAAAUGAUUUGGAAGUUUGAGUGGACAUGGGUACCUACAAGGUAAAGUGAUACCUUGGAAGCAUGAGAAAGCUGUUGGUCAAGUUAAUACAAAUACAGUGUGUUUGACUCUUACAGUAGCAAAACGCCUUUAUUAGGGAUUAUAUUUCUAGGUGUAGUAUUUCAUACUUCUGGCAACCUGAAGCAAGGAGUAAGACAGAAAGUUUAAAAUAACUACAUUUUAUACAAAAUAUUGCUAUUUGAACUGUCUGAACGUUUUCUUAUCUGUUGUUUUCUUUGUUUUGUUAACUGAAUCUGACAUAGGUAAUAAAUUCUGUGGAAAAAAAUUUA